Messenger RNA from Penicillium olsonii, 1251 nucleotides. NCBI's taxonomy places the organism in Eukaryota, Fungi, Ascomycota, Eurotiomycetes, Eurotiales, Aspergillaceae. The record is from the annotation of a GenBank genome assembly.
AUGCCAGGUCUUCUUAAUCUGCCCAGCGAAAUGCUUGCUCGCACAUUUUCUUAUGUGAAUCAAUCAUCAUUGAAGUCGCUGCGCCAAUCCUGCCGUUUCACGUCGCAUCUAGCCACCGAUCAGCUCUACAGGACCGUACGCCUCCAGCCCGGGAAGAAAAGCCAAAACGCUUUACAAGAGAUCUUGAACAAUCCCAGUCUACGUGGUGUUCCGCGAAAGAUCUACAUAGACACCGUGGACGAGAACAUUGGGUAUUCUUCAGACAGCCCGGAUGAUGAUUUCCUCCACUACCAGGAAUUCCCUCAGAUGCCUCAAUUCCGCUUUAAAGCGAUGCAUCAGUUCUUCUCUCUUCUUGAAUCCUUACCGCAACCAAUUGAAGACCUUGGUAUUCGCAACCUGCAAGCGGAUAACCCCAAAGAUCCGAAAAUACUUGCGAAUAUGGAAAAGGUCCUGUCGGGCCUACUGUCCCUUCUUCUAAGUAUUACCAGCGAGACAAAUGAUGCCGCUCCUGAGCAUGAUCUUGAGAAUCCGGAAAUCCGCAAGUUUUGCAAGGAGUUACCCAGCACAUGGCUGAGUCCUGCUGCGCCUUCUCUCCAACAUCUCUCGCUCUCCUCGCGUGAAUACUCAGGCUUUUACCCUCGCCUAGACCUCUCCAAUCUGUUCUUUCCACAUCUGAAGACGCUAUCACUAGGAAACUUCUGUUUCUUCCAUGAUGACCAAAUCGAUUGGAUUCUGAAGCACGGAGAUACCCUUGAGGAAAUCUACCUCGAUGACUGCGCCAUCCUCUACGGCUUUCGCAUGAUGGAUGAGAAUGUGGAUGCCUGUACUCUGUCCCGGGAUGCCUUUGUACGCCGCAAUGACGAUUAUUCUCUGUACGGUUCGUUCGACAAGCGAUGGCACGAUAUUUUCGAUCUCUUUGCAGAGAAAUUGCCAAAACUACGACACUUCCGAAUCGGCCGCAGUCAGUGGUACCCAGAUGUCCCAUUUGAGCAGGAGAUGGAUAUCAAGGUCGGGCUGUAUUACAAUCGUUACAUGUGCUGCUAUGAUGGAACUGGCCCUUCGCCUUAUAUGGAAGGGGAGAAACCCGAAAAUGUCACAUAUCUUGAACCUGGGUGGAGUCUGGCACCGCAAUGUGACGAUGAGGAUCGCGCGGCACUGCGGAGACUAUUGGCAAAGCUUGGGCAAUCAGUCCAGGAAAGUCAUUUUGGUUCAGACAAUAGUCGUGUAGUUGAUCUUAUUCAGACGAGAUAG